Branchiostoma floridae (Florida lancelet) is the source of this 3776-nucleotide messenger RNA. RefSeq lists its product as uncharacterized. Gene Ontology annotation, biological process: cell surface receptor protein tyrosine kinase signaling pathway; homophilic cell-cell adhesion; protein phosphorylation. Gene Ontology annotation, molecular function: transmembrane receptor protein tyrosine kinase activity; calcium ion binding; ATP binding. Gene Ontology annotation, cellular component: membrane; signaling receptor complex. The record is from RefSeq and is a predicted model, not a curated record. The coding region runs from base 198 to 3761 and encodes 1187 amino acids. The transcript is spliced from 28 exons. NCBI's taxonomy places the organism in Eukaryota, Metazoa, Chordata, Leptocardii, Amphioxiformes, Branchiostomatidae.
UGUCACAUCAGCACCUUUCCCUGAAGCAUAGGUGCUAUACACAGUGGGUGCCACACAGUCAGACUAGUGGCUCUCUGUGUAGCGAAGUCGCCUGCAGGACGCUCUGUACGGCCGAGAGACGAUCGAAGCUCGAGGACAUUGGACGUGUUCUUCAGAAAUAGUGUCUCCUUCACACGGUGAGAGGAACCAGUUUAAACAUGGUGGCCACGUGGCGUAUGGGUGUCACACUGACGAUAGCAUGCUGUGUGAUGAUUACAACAGAAGCUGCCAACGGUCAAAGUGACUACGUCACCAACGACACGGUAUCCUUGUCACUCCCAGAGAAUACCGCCGUGCUGUCAACGGUUGUUGAUCUGUCCACCUUUGUGGUGGGGAACGAGACGUCCUCUCCGUCCCCUGGCAACGACGUGACCACGCCUAUCCCAACACAGACUGUGACAAACACGAAUGACUCAGUCAACAGUACCAACAACGGCACCACCAAUGGUACCACCAAUGCAAAUGGUACCACUAAUGGUACCACCAACGGUACCACCAACGAGGCCACUAGUAACUACAAGUUCUCACUGCUGUCUGGAAACACGCACAACCGGUUUGCUGUGGCCGAGGACACGGGCGUACUGACGCUGGCCCGGCCACUAGACGUCACCGUGGACAAGCGCUACGAUCUGAACGUCAGUGUGCACCUGACACAGAAAAACGUCACGGCGUUCAUCUCUGUGACAGUUGACGUAAAUGACGCGGAGGGAUACCCACCUGUCUUCAGCGACAACUGUAGGACGCCGGUGGUUAGUGACGACAAGGGCGUUGUUGUAGACACCAAGCUGGGUUAUCGUAUAGCAGCGUUUGACCUUGGUUCCGAAUUCACUAAUGCUGAUUUCUUCUUCGACCCGAAUGCUGUUGUGAAGAUUUCUACUGAAAACGACCAAUGUGGACUUGAGUACGCGGACGUCUUCAUAGCACAAGAUCCCUUCUUCGCCCACCUGGUCAACGACUCCCAAAUCGUCUGUGCUGACCCUGAUGGGGGGAACCAGGAGGGGUCCAAAAUGACCAUCGAUGUGAUCAGGCCCCCCUUCAGCCCUGCCGACCCCCUCCAACACAAGCUGCACCCCGCCACCUGGAGCCUGAUGUUCCAGGACAGCUGGGUCCGGGACAACAGUCCCUUCGUCGUGCUGGACAUGGCGAUAGAUCACGUGUCCUCCAGGAAAAAGUCCAGUUGGAUUUGUUUUGGUACACAAGACGCGUUUAGGUUUGAAGUCAAACUGGAUAUUACUGCAAGGGGCUGCAGUGAGGGGAAGUACGGCGGGCUGUGUGACCAGACCUGCGUCUGUCAGAACGGCGCCACGUGCCACGCCUUCAACGGCGCCUGUCUGUGUGCUCAGGGCUGGAAGGGGGUGGCCUGCGACAUCCCAAACCAUGAAAACCUCAUGUUGACGAUAAAUGAGGACCAGAUGGUCAGCUCCAACGUGCUUGACAUGAAUGACGUACUUGUAGCAAACGGGUUCCUGAGAAACCAGACCGAAGCCCGCUUCACACUAGUGUCGGGCAAUAAGCACCAGAGAUUCAACCUUUCCGAGGAUACUGGACUCCUGAGUCUGAGCCGGCCUCUCGACUUUACAGUGGACAACCAGUAUAUUCUUAACGUCACUGUAAUGCAGAACAACACCACUUCGUUCAUUACGGUGACAGUUGACGUGAAUGACGUGGAGGGAUAUCCGCCUGUCUUCAACGACGACUGCAGAACGCCGGUGGUUAAUGACGACAAGGGAGUUGUUGUUGACACCAAGCUGGGCUAUCGUAUAGCAGCAUUUGACCCUGGUUCCGAUUUCACUAAUGCUGACUUCUUCUUCGACCCAAAUGCUGUUGUGAAGAUUUCUACUGAAAACAACCGCUGUGGACUUGAGUACGCGGACGUCUUCAUAGCACAAGACGGCUUCUUCGCCCACCUGGUCAACGACUCCCGAAUCGUCUGCGCUGACCCUGAUGGGGGGAACCAGGAGGGGUCCAAAAUGACCAUCGAUGUGAUCAGGCCCCCCUUCAGCCCUGCAGACCCCCUCCAACACAAGAUCCACCCCGCCACCUGGAGCCUGAUGUUCCAGGACAGCUGGGUCCAGGACAACAGUCCCUUCGUCGUGCUGGACAUGGCGAUAGAUAGAGUCCUCUCUGGGCAAAAUUCAAGUUACGUCUGUGUUGGUACUAACGACACGGCGGGGUUUGAAGUCAAACUGGACAUUUCUGCACGAGGCUGUAGUGCGGGGAAGUACGGCGGACUGUGUGACCAGACCUGCGUCUGUCAGAACGGCGCCACGUGCCACGCCUUCAACGGCGCCUGUCUGUGUGCUCCGGGCUGGAAGGGGGUGGCCUGCGACAUCCCUAACCCUACCGUGCUCGUGACCGCGAGUAACCCCUCGCCAAAGCCAGGGGACGACAUCAACAUCACCUGCCACUCGUACAACAUACAUACCGACAGUCUGACGUGGGCAAAGGAUGGCAAGGAACUACCGGAUGGAACCAUCAUGAAGUCAUCUUUUUACUCCAAUCACGUCCUGGUGAUACCACAGCUGUCGAAGGAGCACGGAGGAGAGUACCAGUGUAUAGUCCGUGAUGUGAACGGUGUGGAAACGAGAGCGGUUUAUAGGCUUAACGUCCCAAGUAAACCAGGAAAGCAGCUGACUCCCGGUAUAAUUGCCAUUGCCGUGCUGGUCCCGGCCGCUGUGCUCUGUGUGGCAGGGGUGGGCGCCUACCUCUUCAUGAGGAAGAAGAAAGAAGCCAAGUACAGAAUGGACAGUGAACUCAUCUCCUGGCUACAUGAUCCGGAGAACAAAGACGUCAUCCGGAAAUGGGAGAGAAAACGCCAAGACCUGACGAUAGUGGAGCAGAUCGGACAGGGCCAGUUCUGUUACGUUGUGAAGGCGAAGCUGCGGAUGCAGACAUCGCAACACACCGUGGCCGCCAAAACAAUUCGAGCCGACCAGGCAGGAGAGGUCGUACAGCGAGACUUCUUGAGGGAAACCAAACUUCUGUCCGACCUCCACCUUCCUCAAGACGCCUCCUCUUCUCCGUCAACCAACCAGAACAUCAUCCAGUUCUACGGAUACGUCUUGGACAAAGCACGUGUGUACCUGUUGGUUGAGUACGCACCUUACGGAGAUCUCCGGAACUACCUGAGCUCGUGCCGCCACCGCUGCCAGUCCUCCGGGCCGCUGGGUGUGACCGCCGAGCAGGACCGGGAGUUCCUGCGGUUCGCACGGGGAGUCGCCAACGCGCUGGCAGAACUGAAGAGAAAGAAGGUGGUCCACAGGGACGUUGCUGCCAGGAACGUGCUGAUCUCUGCGGACAGGGAGGCCAAGAUCUGUGACUUCGGGCUGGCCAGGGACAUCUACACGGAGUCGGAGUACGUCAAACUGUCCAACCAACAAGGAGAUGACGGCCCCCUGCCGAUCCGCUGGAUGGCGCUCGAGUCUCUCCAGGACGGAGCCUUCACCUACAAGACUGACAUUUGGUCGUAUGGAAUCUUGUUGUGGGAAAUCGCUUCUCUUGGUGGGAGACCUUAUCCAGGCCUGUCCGCUGACAAACAGCUGAUCGACUGGCUAUCGGCCGGGAAGAGGAUGGACCGACUGGACAGCUGCCCUGACCACAUGUAUAAAGUCAUGCAGAAGUGUUGGAUGAAGGACCCGGCGGCUCGGCCCGACCCCACGGACCUCGUCCAGGACAUGGACAAUCUGGUCAAUACCAGCGAGGAAUCGGUAAAUAACAUAUGAUUGUUGUUUUGUUUU